AUGAACAAAGCGAUAGAAUAUUAUGAAGAACUGAUAUCAAAUGGAAUAGAAGCAGAUUCUGUAACAUAUUUAAUAUUGAUAGAUGGAUUCGGAAAGCAAAAGGAUACAAAAAAAGCUCUAAAAUUUUAUAAUAAGAUGAUAUCUUGUAAUAAACAACCAACGACCAAAAUUUUUUCAUCACUUAUAAAUUCAUGUAUAAAAGAAGAUAAAAUAGAACAAGCUGAAGAAAUAGUUAAAGCCAUGAAAUCUUUUAAUAUACAACCGGAUAUUAGAUUAUAUAAUACUCUAAUACAUAAUUCAAUAAUUAAAUUCGAUAUGAAAGCUGCAAAUCAAUUUUAUAAUGAAAUUAUAAGAUUUGGAAUAAAACCAGAUAUUUAUACUUUUGCAAUGAUGAUUGAUGGAUAUUUAAAAGUCGGUGAUCAAGAAAGUGCACAAAAAAUUUAUUCAUAUAUGAUGAAUAAUGGAAUAAAUAUUAAUUCAACUGUAAUUAAUAUUUUAAUGCAAUUAUAUUUUGAAAAAAAUGAUUCAAAAAUGGUUCAUAAUAUUUUUAAACAAUAUUAUUCAAAUCCUUCAUUUUAUAAUAAUGGAAUUUCACCUGAUAUUAAAUCAUGGACUAUUUUUUUAAAAUCAAGAUUACGACUUACAAAAGAUAUUGAAGAAGCUUAUGAUAUAUAUAAGGAAUUUUUGAUACAAAUUGAUAAGAAUGAUGAUUUAAAUUUUCAACUUUUACCUGAUCGUCAUAUUUUUAAUCAUUUUCUUACAAUAUUUGCUCAUAAUUAUGGAAAUAUGACACUCUCUCAAGAAGUUUAUGGUGAAAUGAUUAGAAGAAAUAUUUUACCCGAUGUUGUAACUCAUACUAUAUUAAUUGAAGGUUAUGCUUUAUUAGGUCAAGUUGAAAAGGCAAAUAGACAAUUUCAAAUUAUGAAAUCUAAUAACAUUAAACCUAAUGUAUUUACUUAUACAAGUUUAAUCAAAGCUUGGGCUCAAGUUUGGAGAAUUGAUAAAAUUCAACAAGUUUAUAAUGAAAUGAUCAAAUCUGGUAUAAAACCUCAUAGAGCAACUUAUCGUGCGAUAGCUUCUAUAAAAAAUUUAAAAUUUGAUAUCUCUCAACAACAGCGAGAACAAAAAAAUUCAUCAAAAUUUUUACCUAUAUCAAGAACACCACAACAUGUUAAAGAUACAAUAAAAUUAAAUGAUAAACUUGAAAAGGUUCAAGAUUCUGAAACAGCUUAUAGUCUUUUCGAAAAUUUUUUAAAAAACUUUGAUAAUACAAAUUAUCUUGAUUAUAAUUCAAAACCAAAUAUUUAUUCUUUUACUAUAUUUAUGACAAGUUUUGUAUUUCAUCAUAGAAAUAUGACAUUUGCUCUUAAAGUAUUUGAAGAAAUGUUAAAAAGAAAUAUUCCGGCUAGUUGUUAUUGUUAUAAUGUUUUAAUUGAAGGUUUUGCUAGAUCAAAUGAACCUUUUAAAGCCGAAAAAAUGUUUUUUACUAUGAUAAAUAAUAAUGUUAAACCAGAUAUUAGUUCUUUUAAUAGUUUAAUAUCUGCUUGGGCUAUGGUUGGCAAAAAGGAUAAAGUAUUCAAGACUUAUCAUGAGAUGAAAAAAUUUGGGGUAAAUCCCAAUGAGGUUACAUUUAAUAGUAUGAAAGCUGUAGGAAUGUAG
This is a messenger RNA of Dentiscutata erythropus, 1659 nucleotides long. Lineage: Eukaryota; Fungi; Glomeromycota; Glomeromycetes; Diversisporales; Gigasporaceae. The record is from the annotation of a GenBank genome assembly.